Molecule: messenger RNA, 1738 nt
Organism: Pararge aegeria (speckled wood butterfly)
Lineage: Eukaryota; Metazoa; Arthropoda; Insecta; Lepidoptera; Nymphalidae
Product: KH domain-containing, RNA-binding, signal transduction-associated protein 2-like
Exons: 7
Coding region: 186-1247 (353 amino acids)
Biological process (GO): regulation of alternative mRNA splicing, via spliceosome
Cellular component (GO): nucleus
Molecular function (GO): mRNA binding
Source: RefSeq, a predicted model, not a curated record
UACUUGUCACUCGUCAGUGCUGUCACACCUCACGCCAGAUGCAUUUUACUGGUCUGUGGUCUCAUGAUCUGUGAGACGCAUCACGCAACACAUCGGCACUCAUCAGUGUAAUUUUGUUUUAUUGACCGUAAUAUUGAUACUUUUGUAUACUACUAGCAUUUGUGAAUUAAGAAUUAAGUAUAAAAAUGGAAGAUAAAUACGACAAAAAUGGAUACAACAGCAGUGAUUUUAAACGGAACGCCGGCCAAGAUGGUCCAACUCCAGGGGAACACGAUCAAGAUGGCGAACCGAAAAUCAAUGAAAAAGCCGGCGAAUAUAUUCGAGAACUGUUAAGCGAGAAGAUUAAACUCAAUGUGGGAAAGUUCCCAGUGUCAACCAGACUGAUUGACCAGGAGGUAUCAAAAGUACAAUCGACUGGCAGGAUACCAGCAAAGGAUCUGAAGUAUGUUGACGUCUACAGGGAGAAGCCGGCCAAAGUUGUUGUCAAAGUGCUGGUGCCUAUUAAGGAACAUCCAAAGAUCAACUUCAUAGGCAAAUUGUUGGGCCCAAAAGGCAACACCAUGAAGCAGCUUCAAGAGGAGACCAUGUGCAAGAUGGCUGUGCUUGGAAGGGGGUCAAUGAGGGAUAGACAGAAGGAAGAAGAGCUUCGAAACUCUCUGGACCCAAAGCACGCUCACCUCUCAGACGAGCUUCAUGUGGAGAUAUCAGCAGUCGCACCUCCAGCCGAGGCCCAUGCAAGGAUUGCAUAUGCACUGGCAGAAGUCAAGAAGUACCUCAUUCCAGACCCCACUGAAAUGAUGAGGCCGCCGCCGCAUAUGCACCGCGACAUUAUGGAGAGAGAAGCGCCGCAGCACGUCCCGCCCCGCCCACCGCGCCCGCCCACCGCCCCGCGUAUGCCGCCCCAGACGAUGCGACCGAUGCCGCCAAAGAACAAGGUGUUCAGUAUUCUUGACAGGGCCCGCACGGCCAUGGAGGAGUCGUACCCGUACGAAGACCCGUAUGCAGCUCAGGAGCCGCCCGUUAGACAGGUACCGCGAGGCCUGCCGCGCGCCCCCGAGCCCGACUACUACAGCUACGAGCGCAGCCAGGAACACCGCUUCUACGAGGACGACAGCAGCUACUACAAGGACGAGCCCCGCGAGUACAAGGCCUCAGCCCGCGACGUGGGCACCCGCCGUCCGGGCCCGGGGCCCUCGCACGCACGCCACUACGCCCGCGCGUCGCCGUACCAGCGCGCGCCCAAGUAGUACCUCAACUAACAGCCGUAACAUCUAAGAAACGCUCUGAGUAAGUACCUACUGGUGAUUAAUAAAUUACUCCAUCUAAACCUGAACACUAAACAAAACAAGCAAAAAGUUGGAGCCAAAUACCUUCAACAAAAAGAAGAUACAAACUUAUGUAAUAAUCUAAAUGUGGGACGAGAUAUUUCAAAGAACCAUUGGUAUAUUACCAAUAAAAUAUGUACUUUGACCAUAAAACUGCACGUUUAUAUUAAAAUACCAUAAUUUUAAAAUGCAAAUCAAAUAUAUACUAAAAUUGCAACCUAUUUCACUAAAGCAAUAACUACAGUGCAUUAAAUAAUGCACAUACGCAAUAUUCUUAUAUAAAUUAAUAAUAAUCUAAUUCUUAGAAUGGUAGUUAUUUUAAAGAAAAAAAACUUUAUUUUUUAACUUUUAACUGAAAAAAAACUUCUGUAAUCUCUAUGGUGACAAUUAUAAAAUGGAAUUUUUAAACAUUU